Molecule: messenger RNA, 1311 nt
Organism: Aspergillus terreus NIH2624
Lineage: Eukaryota; Fungi; Ascomycota; Eurotiomycetes; Eurotiales; Aspergillaceae
Product: TADA1 family protein
Exons: 4
Coding region: 1-1311 (436 amino acids)
Biological process (GO): regulation of transcription by RNA polymerase II
Cellular component (GO): SAGA complex
Molecular function (GO): transcription coactivator activity
Source: RefSeq, a predicted model, not a curated record
AUGCAGAUCGACCCGGCGGCCCUGAGUCGGACUGACUCUCCAUCAAACGCGAUCUCUUCCUCCAAAGGCGCCGCUCCCACGGCGCCGUCUACGCAGAAAUCCACCAAGGCGCUGAUUUCCGUCCCGCGGCUGGACCUCGAGCCUAUCUACACGGACCUGAAAGCCGCUAUCGGCGACAACUGGGCCGAGUACAAGGAGGCCAUCACCCUGUUUCUUCUAGGCUAUCUUUGUACCUCUACUAACCCGUCGCCGUCGCGCGCAGGACAAUUAAACCAGAGCGAACUUUCGUCGCUUGUCGAUCAUAUCAUAUGCGCCGACCAAAAGACCGAACAUCUUCACAACAAUUUCAUAUGCGCGAUCAUCGGGAACCUCACGAGAGACCUCCCGGACCAUGGCGUGGCAAGUUGGGUGUCGGCAAACGACAAACCGUCUGUGGUGUCCAAGCCGACGUCAGGCGAUGCGGCUGAGCAGCGUCUGAAGACGGAGGUGAUGCAACUGCCGCCUAGGGACCGACGACGCAUCAAGGCGAUCCCCGAGCGCGACCCCAGCGAAUUCACCCACAAUGAGUUGGAGGAAUACCAUCUGGCAAAGCAGAUCAAGCUACCGAGUCAGGUCCCCGCCAGUGCGGGCGGAUUGAACAAGACAAACUGGGAACUGGAGAUUCGGAAACGGUACGCACAAUCACUCGCAUCGGAGACGGGUGAAUUUCCAGACGCAGAGUCCAUCUACCAGCGUAUGGUUCCAAUAUGCUAUGAGGAGUCCGUCGUCGGCGGUGCGGGAUUCCCCUGUGCCGAGUUCAUGGCGAUCGCGACGGAGACGUUUGUGAAGGAGGUCCUUUCCGUUGUGUUUUCACGAACGCGGUGCAACGGGCCCUCGGGGACGAUCAACGGCAUGAUGAUGCGGAAAUACCGCCAGCAGCUCGAAAUGGAAGAACUCGCUUUCACACGGGGUGAGAUCGUCAAAGACAGUGCGACAGGCUUACUUCCGGUCGAAGCGAAGGAAGCCAGCGUCCGAAAGCCCCUUGGGGUCCGGGAUUUACGGCUGUCGUUGGAGCUCGGUGGUGGUGUCCUUAGCCAUAUGCCUCUGAUCGUGGAUCAGAUCAUGGGCGGGUACCUCGAAGACGAGCUGGAGACGGACAAACAAGACCGCGUGGAGGAAGUGGUGGAAAUGCCGGACAAGAACCCAAAACUGAAUAAGUUCCCCGAAGAGAUGGACGUGGACGAAGUAGACCUGGACUGGGAAGGCGGCACAGCGCAAGACCGAGAACAGCUGGGCUCAUUACUAGACGAGUGUUUGUCCAUGGCUGCUUGA